AGCCGUUUUGGCAACCGCAUCUUUUGGCGUAAGGCUCACCCCUGACCCGCAGCGCCGCGUCGAGGGUCGUCCUCGAACCCGCCAGGAGACCAUGAAAGGCUUGACGCAGCCGCUGCUGAAGAAGCCUGCCCCCAGGGGUUCGGAGGACGAGCAGUUGCUCAAGAAGUUCCCCGAUGGCGACAAGGAGAAGGGGGCCACCAUCCUCACCACGUGCAUCAACCUCCUGAAGAACAUGGUCGGCGCAGGGCUCCUGAACGUGCCGGUGGCCUUCAUGUACUCGUCGGUGCUGGGCGGCGUGCUGGACAUGGUCCUCUCAUCCGUGCUCGCGACGGGAGGCUUCCUGCUCAUCGGCUACUGUUGCUCCAAGACGGGCGCCCGCAGCUACCGGGCGCUGAUGUCCGUGUCCGUGGGCCCGGCCUGCGGCAAGCUGAUCGACGUGAUGCUCUUCUUUCACACGCUCUUCAGCUGCGUCGGCUACAUCACGCUCAUCGGGGACUUCACCACCAAGAGCAUGUCCGGUCUGAUGCCCGGCUCCAUCUUCGCCACGAGCCGCGCCUUCGCGACCGUCACCAUCGUCGUGCUCAUCAUCUUCCCCCUCUCGCUGCUCCGCGACCUGAAGUCGCUGAAGCCGUUCUCCGCGAUGGGGCUCGCGGCCAUCGCGUUCUCGUGCCUCUACGUCUUCUACGAGCUGUGGGCGACCUCAGAUGAGAACACGCCGAUGCAGACAAUCAGCGACCACUGGUGGUACGUCAAGUUCGACACCUUCAAAACCAUCGCGCUGUUCAACGGUUCGUUCUCUGCCCACUACAGCGCACCCACCUUUUACGCGGAGCUCAAGCAGAAAUCGUUCAACCGCUACGCGCAGUGUGCGUUGUGGAGCUUCGGCAUCUCCACGAUCCUAUUCACCGUCUUCGGCGUGGCGGGCUUUGCCCGUUUCGGAGACGACGUGCUGGGAAACAUCCUGAAGAGCUACGAUCCCACCAGCAUCCCCGUGCAGCUCUCAUGGAUGUGUAUGAACAUCGCAACCAUAUUCGUCUUCCCCAUCGCGUUCCAGCGCAUGCGCGCCUCCUGGACCGCGCUCGUCAACAAGCCUCUGGGACUGCACGGGAACUCCGCCAUCCCGUGGACGACGAUCGGGCUGCUCGCCGCAAGCACCUACUUCGGCAUCGCCUUCACGGACAUUGCCGUCGUCAAGCUGAUCAAGGGUGCGACUCUGGGCGUCUCCAUUAUGUUCAUUAUGCCAGGCCUGGCCUUCCUCGGGAUCAGCAGCAAGGGCGGCAACUACAAGGACUUCGAGCGCAACUUCUCCCCAGAGAUGGUGCGCCAGAUCUCACCGAGCAAAGAGGUGUUCGACCAGGAGCCCACCGGCAUGGUCAGGGCCUUCAGCUACGUCCUCGUCGUCGUCGGUGUCCUCCAGGGCAUCUUCGCCCUCCUCAGCCACUUCAAGCUGAUCUGAGAUCGCGCCUCGCACCGCGAGGCACCGAAGCACUCCACUACGAGCCCCCCCCCUCCCUCUCCUUGUCCACCGCCUCCGCGCCAUUGCGAUGCGUGUUCCGACACGCCGCGAGAACCGAAGCAUAGCAGGAUUUUGGACACUCAUACAUGUGCGCUACAGAGUUGCAUGUGUUUUUGAGCUGUGCGCGGCAACAGCGGCGGUUGCAGCGCGGCGUUGCCGUUUUUCUGGGCCAGUGGAGGCUUCGGUUUCGAGUUUUCUACACAGCUGCGUGCGGCAAAA
Molecule: messenger RNA, 1735 nt
Organism: Prorocentrum cordatum
Lineage: Eukaryota; Dinophyceae; Prorocentrales; Prorocentraceae
Source: the annotation of a GenBank genome assembly